Neofelis nebulosa (Clouded leopard) is the source of this 2476-nucleotide messenger RNA. It is a transcript of the gene CMKLR2, whose product is annotated as chemerin chemokine-like receptor 2. The transcript is spliced from 2 exons. Gene Ontology annotation, cellular component: plasma membrane. Gene Ontology annotation, molecular function: complement receptor activity; G protein-coupled receptor activity. The record is from RefSeq and is a predicted model, not a curated record. The coding region runs from base 927 to 1994 and encodes 355 amino acids. Gene Ontology annotation, biological process: phospholipase C-activating G protein-coupled receptor signaling pathway; positive regulation of cytosolic calcium ion concentration; inflammatory response. NCBI's taxonomy places the organism in Eukaryota, Metazoa, Chordata, Mammalia, Carnivora, Felidae.
AAAAAAAGAAUUAUACAAGAAUACGUCCUUAAGGGUUAACUCUCUGUCCAAGGACUCAGGGGGACAGUUGCUGAACUCUGCCUUACUUCUCUCUUUUCUCCAUCCUACCCACACCCCUCACCAUCAUCACCACACAAAAACAUCUGCUCUAAAUCGUAGGGGAAUUCCUAGAUUAUAUUUCCUGUGAAGGUGUCAGCUGGGCAACAUUUAGCAACUCUUGAAGAUCUUUCUCCAGCUUGCACUAACUGGACGUUGUGUCCAGUCAACUCAUCUGCUUUCUGGAAGAUUGGGAACCUCUGUGAACCUCAGGGUUUUCUGUUCGAAGGGAUUCUGAAACGGACGAGCUAGGGCACUCAUUUGCAAGGUGCUGCCCCCCUCCACCAAGAGAACUGGGAACAGAGGUGGUUGGUGUCGUUCAGCAGGUCCUAUGAUCAUUCUGGCCCAGUAGGGUCAGUAAUGGCAUUGGAAGGGAGAGGUUUCUGACUUUUGGUGAACAUAAUCAUUGUAGUGCAGUUAGGGGUCUUCCACUUGCUUUUUGUGUUUGGAGAAUGAGGUUCCUUCUGCCUCCUGCUUAGGAUUUUGUAAGGUGAUUUAGACUGCCACCUGGGUGGACCGUUGGGCUGCAGAAUUCCUAACAGCCUAAAAGGUCAUAACCACCAGGAAGGUGAGGGUGUCCCAGUAUAUAGGCAGAAAACCAAGACAGGGAGUUAGACAUUAGGCUAGAAAAGAUUUGACACAGAGGAGGGUCAGGGACCAGAAGCAGUGGGCAGAGUUAAAUCCCAGACCUGCAAGCAAAGGGCGGCAAGAAAGAAGCCAAUUCUUGCUUCCUGAAGUAGGAUACAUGAAGGAAAAGACCAGGUGUCAAGAGAAAAGCCAAGAUCCUGGGGGUGCUCAAGAGAUACCCUCAUUCUCCACUUGACAAGGUCAUGGAAGAUCUAGAUGAAACAUUAUUUGAAGAAUUUGAGAACUACUCCUAUACCCUGGAAUAUUACUCCUCAGAGUCUGAUUUGGAGGAGAAAGCCCACCUGGGAGUUGUUCACUGGAUCUCCCUGGUGUUAUACUGUGUAGCAUUCAUUUUGGGUAUUCCAGGAAAUGCCACUGUUAUUUGGUUCACCGGGUUCAAGUGGAAGAAGACAGUCACCGCUCUCUGGUUCCUCAAUCUGGCUAUUGCGGAUUUCAUUUUUCUUCUCUUCCUACCUCUGUACAUCUCCUACGUGGCCAUGAAUUUCCACUGGCCCUUUGGCAUCUUGUUGUGCAAGGCCAAUUCCUUCAUUGCCCAGCUGAACAUGUUUGCUAGUGUUUUUUUCCUGACGGUGAUUAGUCUGGACCGCUAUAUCCACUUGAUCCAUCCUGUCGCAUCUCAUCGGCACCGAACCCUAAAGAACUCCCUGAUAGUUAUUACAUUCGUUUGGUUUUUGGCUUCUCUAAUGGGUGGUCCUGCCCUAUACUUCCGGGACACUCUGGAGUUCAAUAACCACACUCUCUGCUAUAACAAUUUCCACGAGUAUGAUCCUGACCUUACUUUCGUGAGGCACCAUGUUCUGACCUGGGUGAAAUUUAUUGUUGGGUACCUCUUCCCCUUGCUAGCAAUGAGCAUUUGCUACUUGUGUCUCAUAUUCAAGGUGAAGAAGCGAAGCAUCCUGGUCUCCAGUAAGCAUUUCUGGACCAUCCUAGCUGUGGUCAUGGCCUUUUUGAUUUGUUGGACUCCUUAUCACCUGUUUAGCAUUUGGGAGCUUACAAUCCACCACAGUAGCUAUUUCCACCAUGUGCUUCAGGCCGGCAUCCCCCUCUCCACCGGCUUGGCAUUCCUCAAUAGUUGUUUGAACCCCAUCCUCUACGUCCUAAUUAGUAAGAAGUUCCAAACUCGCUUUCGGGCCUCGGUUGCUGAGAUACUAAAGCACACGCUGUGGGAAGUCAGCUGUUCUGGCACAGUGAGCGAACAGCUCAGGAACUCUGAGACCAAGAACCUGUGUCUCCUGGAAACAGCUCAGUGAGUUAUCACUCUUCCACAAAUCAGUGCAAAGCUUUUAUGUGGGUCCCCUGACAAAUGCUUUCAGGUUAUUUGGUUCCAAGGUACAGAACUAACCUUAUCUUUUUGUGGUUAUUUUUAGUCAAUUUAUUGGCAUUACAUUUUUGUGUGGGUAUAAACCUUAGGAAAGAUCUUCAUUUUCUUUCCCCCCUGCAACUUAAAUUAUCUGUCAUUUUUGCUAAUUAUACCAUAUUGGAUUAGUCACCACUGGUGACACAGUAUCAGCUAUUUUUUUAAAUCUUAGUAAUUUGGAAGUCCUAAAUCUUAAUAUUAAAUAUAUGAUUAACUCAUUUCAAAAGUGUUAAAAUAUGUGCUGAAGCUCACUUCAGUUUUGCACAAGGAACCUAUUAGACGUGUCUUAAAAAUGCAGCAUGUACUUAAUUUCUUUAUUUCAUGAAAUCUAUGUAUAUACAUUUAUAAAUUAAAGUAAUGGUUAUAGUAGCUUAA